Molecule: messenger RNA, 387 nt
Organism: Gryllus bimaculatus (two-spotted cricket)
Lineage: Eukaryota; Metazoa; Arthropoda; Insecta; Orthoptera; Gryllidae
Source: the annotation of a GenBank genome assembly
AUGGUUUUCUAUCAACUCCAUUCGCCGGGCGACGUCCUGCCACGGCGACGCCGACGCCAACGGCCACGACGCUUGUUAGUCGCGCCCGGAGACGCAGCCUCAGCCUCCGCCGAGCCUUCAGGCGACAGGAAACGGCUGACAGAGAGAGAACGGCCCAGCACAUACGCACUGUUGACUUGGAGGAUCACCAGGGCUAUUUUGAACUCGGAUUUGAUUGGCGUAUGGAAAUUGUCACCCAAAAAACAGUUACCAGAAUACUGUGAAUACGAUUCGAUACUAUCGUGGCGUGUACUUUCAACAGAAGAAGAAGAUGAUGAUGAUGAUGAUGAUGAUGAUGAUGAUGAUGAUGAAGACUCAACCAAUGAGAGUGAUUCUGAUGAAGUUUAA